UCCUUAGAGAUAAUGUGUAAAUAUAUUAGAAAUUUAAUAUAAGUAGCGUUCAAAUAAUACAAUACUUCAGUUAUUUAAAGAGAAAAGAUUCGUUCAACCAGGACAAUAUGUCACUAAUAUUUUGUGUAUUGGGAUAUUCAUAUUUGUGUUAUCACCACUGAGAAAUUAAAAAAUGAUCAGCUAAUUCGAUAUUUGUCUUGAUUAAAUUAAUCUGGUCAAGUAAUGGGCUGUAAGAACAGCACCUCCACAAAAGUAGAACCUUUUAAUCAAACAAGAGAGAACGGUGUUAUACCUACCUCACAGCAAAACGGACACAUUCCCUCCAAAAUAUUGGACACACCUAGAGAGACAUUGGGUCAACUACCUCAUCAGAAGGAUACGUACGCUAAUAAUGCUGUUAACGAUACUAGGAUACUAGAGAAUCAAACUGAGGAGACUCAGAAAACGGCAGAACAUGCGGAGGAGGAACCAGAUGAAACAACCGUACAGCCGAUCUCACUAAAUCAAGAUACCGUAACGUCAGGAGAACAUCCGAACGAGACAGGAACAAAAUUCGAGAAUCAGAGCGAAACAGGAACGCCUCGUGAUCUGACAGCAAGAUCAUCCGGUGAUCAGAGUCAGCGCUCUACAAGCAGGGAACCCGUUGUAGUCCCUACAAUGUCAAUGGCAGAGGAAGAUCUAUUACGGACUAAUUAUACGAUUAAGGACAUCUCGAUUCAUAAUGAGUCAAAAGGAUUUAUAGAUAUAUUUCCUCUUGGAGAAAAUGUGUACUCGACUGCCAAAUUCAAGGACGCCAUGAAAAAUGUGGUAAUACAGAAAUACGAGAAAUUUAAAGAGGAGGAAAAGAAAGUUGAUGAUUAUGACUAUCAAGAAGAUUUUUAUAAAAACUGGAAGAGCUCUCCAAUCUUUUUAGUUUUAUACAGAUAUACAAAAAUGUUUUUAAGAUUUUCAGACAUUAAAGCUGAGCUACCGGCGUGUAAAGUGGCGAACGUUGUCGACAACGAUGAAUUAACUAAGGAUAUAAUUAAAGAUUCCACUACAAUUCUAGACGAUUUAAAAGGCGAUUCAAAAAUAACCGAAUACAAAAAGGAAUACCGAGACUUAUUACAAAGAUUCUUAGAUAUUUGUAAAAAAUUAACAACUGGAGACGAUAGUUUCAACGAUUCACACGGACCUAAUGGACGUCUGUCAAAUAUGACAGGACAGGACCCGAAUACAAUAGAAUUUCCUAUACCAGACACAAUACAAGCUGACUUGACAGUUCUACGCAAAUGGACAGAAAAAUGGCAACCUUUCGAUACGGACGUGCCAACAGAAGGGGCAUGGGCAAUACUUCCGGACAAAGUUGUAAAUGCACUAACAGAUCUUAUAGAACUUCAAGACUUUUGUCGAAUAUCUUCGGACGGACUCCCGGAUUUUGACUUUACGAUCGAGGGAGAAGUAGCUUGGCCCGUGAUUGAACUUGACAUUGUGAAAAACGAUACGACAACCGAAGAACAGGAAAAAGUGUGGCGGUCUCGUGAAUAUCGGACAGAUCUAAAUGAUCCUAUGUUUUUAUUGAGUAGGCAAACUAGACUUGAAAUGUAUUUUAUUAACAAGUAUGAAUGGGAUAGUUCGAAAUUAGAUCCAUAUCGAGGAUUUACAACAACACUUCAGAGAGGAUGGAAAGAAUUCCAGGCUCUUGCUGAAACAGAGGAAUUUACGGUUAUACCAGAGGACGAGUAUUAAAAUAUUUGAAAAAUG
This is a messenger RNA of Mytilus californianus (California mussel), 1743 nucleotides long. RefSeq lists its product as uncharacterized. The transcript is spliced from 2 exons. The coding region runs from base 223 to 1728 and encodes 501 amino acids. The record is from RefSeq and is a predicted model, not a curated record. Lineage: Eukaryota; Metazoa; Mollusca; Bivalvia; Mytilida; Mytilidae.